AGGCAGUUAUCUACAGCGACCCUGGCUUUAGCAGAGAAAACCAAUACUUCCAGAGCCAGAAUGAGAGGUAUGAAACAGCAGUCAGAAAAGCUGUGUACCUCAAGGAGAAGAUGCAUCAAAUGGGAUGGACUGAAGACGGGCCUGAAAUUAAGUACUGCUACAGGGCACUUGGCGGAGACCUAGCAUUUAACGUCCACCGUGUCUUUAAGAGCAGUAUCUUGGCCCUGGGAACAGAUGAACAGAUUGCCAAGUGGAUCCCACUUGCUGACAAAUAUCACAUUAUAGGAACCUAUGCUCAGACUGAAUUGGGACAUGGGACAUUUCUUCGGGGUUUGGAGACAACAGCGAUUUUUGACAUUUCCACUCAGGAAUUUACACUGAAUACACCAAAGAUCUCUGCAAUGAAGUGGUGGCCUGGAGACUUGGGCAGAUCAGCAACCCACGCUGUGGUUUUUGCCCAGUUGUAUAUUAAAGGAAAGUGCUACGGUUUGCAUGCCUUCAUCCUGCAGAUCCGCAGCCUUCGUGACCAUUCACCUGCACCAGGGGUUAUUGUGGGAGACAUCGGUCCCAAAAUGAAUUUUGAACACAUUGACAAUGGUUAUCUCAUGCUGCAGAAUAUUAAUAUUCCUAGAGAAAACAUGCUAAGCAGAUUCUCUCAGGUUCUACCAGAUGGCACCUACAUGAAACAAGGGUCCGAUAAGAUUAAUUACUUGACCAUGAUCAUAACACGUGUUCAGAUUCUUUGGACUGAAGUUAUACCCAUGCUGUUGAAGGCCUGCACCAUCGCCAUCAGAUAUUCGGUGGUUCGCCGGCAGUCCAAGUUGAACCCGGGUGACCCAGAGGCAAAAAUCCUAAACUACCAGACUCAGCAACAGAAGCUACUACCUCUGCUAGCAACAGCCUAUGCCUUUCAUUUCAUGAACGCCUACGUGAACGAGUUCUACAACAAAGGAUACACAGAGAUCAAACAGGAGAAUUUUGAUUCACUACCUGAGCUUCAUGCGCUUACUUCAGGCCUUAAAGCCAUAAUUACAGAGUACUGCACGGCCGGAGCGGAGGUCUGUCUCAGGGCCUGUGGAGGACAUGGUUACUCUGCGCUGAGUGGACUCCCUUUUUUGUAUACUAAACUAGCCGCUUCUUGUACUUACGAAGGGGAAAACACAGUUCUGUUCCUGCAGACUGCCAGGUUUCUGGUAAAGUGCCUUGCAGCAGUUCACUCCGGCCAGCCCAUCCCUCCAUCGGCUGCCUAUUUGUAUUCAGUGGACUCUGGAAAGUGUCAGGCAUGGACCAAGAUGGACUUUCUCAGACCAGACAUUUACGGAGAGGCCUAUCGGCACAGAGCAACCAGACUCCUCGGAAAUGCCGCAACCAAACUACAGGCUUUGGUUCAGUCAGGAGCCGAGCAGCACGAGGCAUGGAACCAGUGCACGGUACAGCUCGUACAGGCUGCGAAGGCUCUCUGCCACUACAUCGUUGUGAAAAACUUCAUAGACACAGUGGAGAAACUUAGAAAUGAGGCUGAAAUCCAGAAGAUUGUGAAACAUCUUUGUGACCUUUUUGCAUUACAUGGUAUCUUCUCAAACACGGGAGAUUUCCUGCAUGCUGGGUACAUAUCUGGGGACCAAAUGGACAUGGUGACUGCAUCCUACUUGGAUCUACUCGCUGUCAUUCGGAACGAUGCAGUGCCACUAGUGGAUGCUUUCGACUUCACCGAUGAAAGUUUAAAUUCUGCGCUUGGCAGUUACGACGGACACGUCUACCAACGGCUUUAUGAGUGGGCUCAAAAGUCACCAACCAACCAACAGGUGAGCCAGGCCUAUGCAAGGUACCUGAAACCACUUUUUCAGAGUGCUCUGUCAAAACUAUAAAGAUCAACAGCUGCUUGGGACACAGACAACAUCUUCUUUGGUUCCAUGUAUGGUGCACUAGCUAGCAUACUGCCAGCAUUUUAUAAAUAAUCAAAGAGUAACACAGAACAGUUGACUGUAAUGUCUGCAAACAUCAACUGAAAUUCUUAGUAAUUUACAUUUAAGAAUGGAAGGAAGCCAAACAGUUUUCAGCUACAUCCAUGGUUAUGCCGAGUUUCAUUAGGAACUUACCUAAUUUUUUUUUUUUUAAAUAUGUUCACAGUAGCUGCAGAAGCUGCCGUAUUUAGCAGUCCGAUUCUCAAUAUUUUAUUACAUUCAGAUUAAAAAUAAUUACUUUC
This is a messenger RNA of Trachemys scripta elegans, 2206 nucleotides long. It is a transcript of the gene ACOX2, whose product is annotated as acyl-CoA oxidase 2. Gene Ontology annotation, biological process: lipid homeostasis; very long-chain fatty acid metabolic process; fatty acid beta-oxidation using acyl-CoA oxidase. The record is from RefSeq and is a predicted model, not a curated record. Lineage: Eukaryota; Metazoa; Chordata; Testudines; Emydidae. Gene Ontology annotation, molecular function: FAD binding; fatty acid binding. Gene Ontology annotation, cellular component: peroxisome.